Oncorhynchus masou masou (cherry salmon) is the source of this 5490-nucleotide messenger RNA. Its product is annotated as BTB/POZ domain-containing protein KCTD7. Gene Ontology annotation, molecular function: protein binding. The record is from RefSeq and is a predicted model, not a curated record. The transcript is spliced from 4 exons. The coding region runs from base 275 to 1303 and encodes 342 amino acids. Gene Ontology annotation, cellular component: plasma membrane. Gene Ontology annotation, biological process: protein homooligomerization; positive regulation of transporter activity; membrane hyperpolarization. NCBI's taxonomy places the organism in Eukaryota, Metazoa, Chordata, Actinopteri, Salmoniformes, Salmonidae.
UAGCAGUUUGAGGUUCUCGCUGUGCGCAACGUGGGCUUCUCCAAGCUACCGUAUUGCAAUAUGUCAGAGAGCGUUAGUAGGAGUUCAAGAAAAGUAGAUAAGGUAGACUAGCUCAUACCAUAUUGUAAGUGUACGUCCCUAUCAACUGACAGGUCCCACCCUAGGUUGAUGACAGUGUUGUCCCCUCACAAGAAAACGUGGAUUGUGCUUUAUCCUUGGCGAUUGGAUUGGUUUGAGUUCACCUGACUCACACUCGCAGACCUGGUGUGUGUGCAUGCAGCAUUAUGGAUCCGACGAGGCUUCUAACGGAGAACGACCGCCGCUCUCUUUCAACAACUCCAGCCCGUUACCCGUGGCUCCUUCACGGGUAAGGAGGUUCGCUCAGGAGAGGCGAGCGCUCCCUCAGCCGAGAGUGAUGGUGGUAUUCUCGGCCGCAAAUGAGAUUGAUAAACCAGGCGAUGCAAUGUCGAGUUCGGACUCCGCGGAGGAUGAUUUCCGAAAGCCAGCCACCCCCGCACCGAACCUAAAUCUAGGCAAGUCUCUUCGUACCACCUUUAACGAAUCUCCAUCUCCAGAGUUUCCUGAGGUUAUUUCUCUCAACGUGGGUGGGACCUACUUCACCACCCGCCUGUCCACUUUACGGCGCUAUGAGGACACCAUGCUCGCCGCCAUGUUUAGUGGACGCCAUCACAUCCCACGUGAUGCUGAAGGUCGCUUCUUCAUUGACCGGGAUGGGGCAUAUUUCGGGGACAUCCUGAACUUCCUGCGCGAGGGUGAACUACCUCAGAGGGAUCGUGUGAGGUCGGUACACAGGGAGGCCCAGUACUAUGCUAUUGGUCCCCUGUUGGACAGCCUGGAGGACACUCAGCCACUCACAGGAGAGAAAGUCCGCCAGGCCUUCCUCGACCUCCUGCCCUACUACAAGGAUAAUCUGGAGCGCAUCGUGGAGAUUGCCAAACUGCGGGCCAUGCAGAGGAAGGCUCGCUUCGCCAAGCUGAAGAUUUGCGUGUACAAGGAGGAGAUGCCCAUCACGCCGUACGAGCGGCCGCUCUUCAAUUCGUUGCGCUUUGAGCGCACGGAGAGUGAGGCCAAGCUGUUCGAGCACCACUGUGAGGUGGACGUGUCGUUCGGACCCUGGGAGGCGGUGGCGGACGUUUACGACCUGCUCCACUGCAUCGUCAGUGACCUGGCGGAGCGUGGCAUCACCGCCGACCAGCAAUGCAUCGGUGUCUGUGACAAACAUCUCAUCAACCACUACUAUUGCAAGAGGCCCAUCUACGAGUUCAAGAUCACAUGGUGGUAAAGAUCUUGCUGUCUGAGUUGUGAGGCGGACUCCUGUCGUGUUAUGCCAACCGAUCUCCUUCCUGGUCCCUCAGGAUGAGCGAGAAUAGGGGUAGUCAGUGUUAUUCUCCCUUUUCAAGAACUGAAACAUAUGAAGUGCUGAGUUUAUAGAAAGGAGGGAGUCUGGCUUUUGUGCUUCUGUUUCCUAACUCAAUAGCUGUGACCAAUGUUUCCUUUGUGUUGAAUUUUUUUAACAGUAUUUACCUAGGGUCUCAUUGGCUGCUUCUUAUUUUUUACUUGUUAAACUCUGGGAGUUUUUGUUCUCAUCCAACCUUGUAGAUCGGCCAAGGUUUUUCAGAAAAGGGUCAAGUUAAUCUCAUAUUGUGAUUCCAGUGUUGUCUGUCCCUUUGUCUUCAUUCCUACUUGUGCUGUUAUGCAUUCUACGUUGUGCGUUUCUGUGGUAACCACUUUGUUGGUCGCGAGAGAAACUGGAUGCAAUUAUGCAAGCUGGGGAAAUAUUGUUAAAGUACUGUAUAUAGCUACAUGUAAAUGUAUAUUUUGUUACUAAUACUGGUCUUUGAUUUAUACAUUAUAUUUUCUGUCACUUACUCUCCACGUAAAGAUUUAGAAGUCCUAGAUUAGAGACACCAGUAUGUGUCGAUCUUUGCUAAACAGUCUGUGAUCAGCAUGGCUUUGGAAAGUCAUUAUUUUUUUACCAUUACAGUUUUAGAGACCCAAAGGAAAUUAGAGAGUUGAAAAUCAAAUAGAUUAAAGGGGCAUGGUCAAAGUUAUUUUACUUCAGUUUCCUCUUGAUGGAUCCCAUAUGUUCUUUUAACUGGACAUGUUUAUCUGGCAGUUGAAAAUGGUGCAUGUGCUUCCUGUAAGUAAAAUCUUACUGCCCCAGAAUUUCUCUCUGAAGGGGUUUCUAUAGAUGAAGGAACGUUUUUUAUGUGCUGCUAAAAGUAAUUUACACUUAAAAAACUAAGAACACGACAAAAGUAUUUGGACACACUUUCAAAUUAGUGUAUUCUGCCAUUUCAGCCACACCCGUUGCUGACAGGUGUAUAAAAUCGAGCACACAAACAUGCAAUCGCUAUAGACCAACAUUGGCAGUAGAAUGGCACGUACUGAAGAGCUCAGUGACUUUCAACGUAACCAUCAUAGGAUGCCACCUUUCCAAUAAGUCACUUUGUCAAAUGUCUGCCCUGCUAGAGAUGCCCCGGUCAACUGUAAGUGCUGUUAUUGUGAAGUGGAAACAAGUGGUAGGCCACACAAGCUCAUAGAACGGGACCACCGAAUGCUGAAGCGUGUAAAAAUCGUCUGUCCUCAGUUGCAACACUCGCUACCGAGUUCCAAACUUCCUCUGGACUUCCUCCUCAACGUUAGCACAAGACCUGUUCGUUAGGAGCUUCAUGAAAUGGGUUUCCAUGGCCGAGUUGCCACACACAAGCCUAAGAUCAUCACCAUGCGCAAUGCCAAGCGUUGGCUGGAGUGGUGUAAAGCUCGCCACCAUUGGACUCUGGAGCAGUGGAAACGUGUUCUCUGGAGGGAUGAAUCACACUUCACCAUCAGGCAGUCUAAAGGAUGAAUAUGGGUUGGGCGGAUGCCAGUAGAACGCUACCUGCCGCAAUGCAUAGUGCCAACUGUAAAGUUUGGUGGAGGAGGAAUAAUGGUCUGGGGCUGUUUUUCAUGGUUCGGGCUAAGCCCCUUAGUUCCAGUGAAGGGGAAAUGUUAAUGUAUAGCAUACAAUGACAUUCUAGAAAAUUCUGUGCUUCCAACUUUGUGGCAACAGUUUGGGGACGGCCCAUUCCUGUUUCAGCAUGACAAUGCCCCCUGCACAAAGCAAGGUCUAUACAGAAAUGGUUUGUCGAGAUUGGUGUGGAAUACCUUGGCCUGCACAGAGCCCUGACCUCAACCCUAUCGAACACCUUUGGGAUAAAUUGGAACGCCGACAUCGAGCCAGGCCUAAUUGCCCAACAUCAGUGCCCGUCCUCACUAAUGCUUUUGUUGCUGAAUGGAAGCAAGUCCCCGCAGCAAUGUUCCAACAUCUAGUGGAAAGCCUUUCUAGAAGAGUGGAGGCUGUUAUAGCAGCAAAGGUGGGACCAACUCCCAACUGCAUGUUAAUGCCCAUGAUUUUGGAAUGAGGUGUUUGACGAGCAGGUGUCCAUAUACUUUUGCCAUGUAUGUGGUGACAUCCAUCUUUGGGUCUCUGGCGUUAGAACUUUAUAGCUCAAACUGCUUCUAUCUGCAUUUUUGUCUAAAUUGAGUUUUUGACAUAGCCUUGUUCAAUGUUCUCUACCUAUAUAGUACUCAAAGUUCCGAACUCUCAUUGGUUUAAAUGGUAUCAGCAAUUUUAUCUUGUAUUCUUUCGAAAUUAACAACAUGAAUUGUGGUAUUUUAAAUACCAAUUAUCUCAAUUGUGUUUUUGCAGAUAAACCUUAUAGUCCCAAGGUCUCGAGUUGAGAAUUUAGCAGAUUUUUGAUCAUACUGUAUAUUUGCCAUUAUAUUGACAUGUGCUUCAACAAUUCCAUCUUCUUUUGCAGCAUGACAUAGAUUAGUCAUUCAAAUUUCAUAUGAUCAUUUUAUAUGACAUGGUAUUUCUACGGAUUAAAUAAAUUCAGCUUAAGUGCCUUUUCCUAAGGGCAACUGUUUCACUUACAUGGAGCUUAAACCAGGAAACCACACAAUAUUUUUUUCUAAUCAAGGACAACUGCAGUGACACUAUUGUCACCUCCCCCGUGGGUUAGUUCUGUUUUCUUUUUUGUUCCCCGUGUUGUUUAGUUAAUUAAUAUUAGAUUUAUACAGAUGUCAUAUUGAUAUGUCCAUUCAAUUACCUUUUCAUAGAGUAGGCUACAAGUUCUUGUUUUAGAGGGCUCAGGAUCUAAAUGAUUAUGUGCAAUGUUUGUGAAUCCAUGACUUGGUUUUCAGAAUGAAAUACAGUAAUGUAGUGUUGUAAAUGUAUGUCCAGCUUGGUUUUUCCAUUAUAGGCCAAUUAAUGCUUUAUAACAGAACAGACAAAACAUUACUGUAUGUCCAGGCAGCUUGGUUUUUCCAUUAUAGGCCCAUUAAUGCUUUAUAACAGAACAGACAACACAUUACUGUAUGUCCAGGCAGCUUGGUUGUUCCAUUAUAGGCCCAUUAAUGUUUUAUAAGAGAACAAAUAACACAUUAGUGUAUGUCCAGACAGCUUGGUUGUUCCAGUAUAGGCCUAUUAAUGCUUUACAACAGAACAAAUAACACAUUAGUGUAUGUCCAGACAGCUUGGUUGUUCCGGUAUAGGCCUAUUAAUGUUUGAUAACAGAACAAAUAACAUUUAAGUCAUUUAGCAGACGCUCUUAUCCAGAGCGACUUACAAAUUACACAUUAGUGUAUGUCCAGACAGCUUGGUUGUUCCGGUAUAGGCCUAUUAAUGCUUUAUAAGAGAACAAAUAACACAUUAGUGUAUGUCCAGACAGCUUGGUUGUUCCGGUAUAGGCCUAUUAAUGCUUUAUAAGAGAACAAAUAACACAUUAGUGUAUGUCCAGACAGCUUGGUUGUUCCGGUAUAGGCCUAUUAAUGCUUUAUAACAGACCAAACAAUACAGUAUGUUAUUACUGGGUGUCAGUCAGGUGGAUCAAGGUGGAUAGUAUUUUUUACUUGUUUUGUGCUAUUGAUGUCAUGUUACACAGGUCUCUAAGUUUGGCUUGGAUAACGUGACUUUAUUUUCCUUCUGUUUAACUCUAUGAUACUGGGCUGAGUGAUUGACAACAAGUGUUAAUGGUUGCCACUUUCUUACUGUUGGGUGUCAAUUGAUUGGAUUUUGUUGAUUUUUAUGAAGCCUGUCACAGAUAGAGCCUUUAAUCUUUUAAAAUAUAAUUGCAGGGAUGGUUUGGGGGUUAGAAUACAUUUGUAUUUAUUUAUUUCAGUAUUUUAGGCAACUUAGACUUGAGGAACAUUCCUUGCACCUUAUUGAAGUUUCUCCCUUGGCUGGUGAAUGUCUUUUGCAGAUUCCAUAGCUGGCCCAUGUCUAGACUGCUCGUGGCAUGGGAAAGUUGGAAAAACAAUGCACAGCUUGACCAGUGGCCUAAUUUUUCAAGAAUAAUAUCUUGCUUUAACUUACAUAUUGCAUUAUUUGUUGUAAGGGUAUGCGCUAUUGUGCUAAUACUAAGUCAUAUUUUUUGUUUUUAUAACAAGGUACAAAUACAGUUUGCCUUAGUCUGUAUAAAAUGA